Molecule: messenger RNA, 504 nt
Organism: Fusarium musae
Lineage: Eukaryota; Fungi; Ascomycota; Sordariomycetes; Hypocreales; Nectriaceae
Exons: 2
Coding region: 1-504 (167 amino acids)
Source: RefSeq, a predicted model, not a curated record
AUGCCCGCCUCUGCCAACAUCACCCGCGCCAAACAGCUUGAACCAACGCAUCCUACUGUCGAAGGCCCUGUUAUUGAACGUCCUGCUGUUGUCGGAAAGUGCGACAAUAUGUGCGUAACUGACCGAUGUCUCAACCUAAUCGCUCACACGCCAGUUGUCACAACGCGACCGCAUUCCAAGUCUACAGUUCGACAUAACAGUGAACAAGGCAAGUUCCUUUCAACUUGCCUACUGUGGAUAAACACUGAUGCUGAAUUUGUAGAUACCAUCAUAUACGCCGUCUCAGGAAACGGCGUUCUCAUCGUGAAUGAGGCUGUCAACUCUGAACUGAAACACCAUGAUCUUGCACCUGGAGACUUUGCCUUUGUUCCCGCCUGGGUCGAACAUCAGGUCAAGAAUGACACAGACGAAGAUGUUCAAUGGCUCAUGAUCCAAAAUGGCUCAACUCCCAUCCGCGCAGACUUGACAGAAUGGGGUGGUGAUGUGAUCCAGUCAAAGAAUUGA